GGCACCGGCUAGUCUUACUUAGAUAUUACACCUAUCACACUUCUUUUCUCAGUAGAUUUCAUUCCGUGGAUCGUUUACAAUGAAGUGAAACGUAUUUUUUGGAGAAAACGUGUGUACCUUAUUUUUGGUGAAGUGAUUUAGUGAGUAAAUAAUUUUUUUUUGUGAAGAUCGAGAGUCAAAUUUUGACUUAUUAACCAAUCAUUCAAAGAAUCCUACAGUUCCUGAACAGCCUGCGGUCUCCAGCAGAUUUUCGUGAUUUUUGAAACACUUCCAAGUUUUACACUACAUAAAACGAAGUUUACCUACCAUUUGUUUACUUACACCUGAUUCUACUGCUGGAGAAAUACGCCACAUAAAAGAACGUACAUCGUCGUCGAACAAUAUGGGUUGGAUAUUCAGCGAAUGGUGUCGAAGUCAAGCAAGACUGGACGGCAAAACGGUAGUAAUUACAGGAUGUAACACCGGUAUUGGAAAAGAAACGGCGCGAGAGUUCUAUAAACGAGGUGGUAAAGUGAUCAUGGCUUGUCGUAAUAUCGAAAAGGCCGAACAAGCUGCAGAAGAUAUCAAGAAAGUGUGCCAAGGGUUACCAAAUUUAGGAGAAUUGAUCAUCAAAGAGCUGGAUCUCGGUUCGUUGGAAUCGGUUCGAAAAUGCGCCGCUGAAAUACUCGAAACUCAGUCUGCUAUUCAUUUAUUAGUAAACAACGCCGGUAUAAUGGCGUGUCCAAAAUACUUUUCGAAAGACGGCUACGAAUUGCAAUUCGCUACAAACCAUUUGGGACAUUUUCUAUUCACAUUGUUGCUCCUACCACGAAUCAUACAAUCAGCGCCGGCUCGAAUUGUCAUCUUGUCUUCAUCGGCUCACGCAUAUGGAGAUGGUAAAAUGCACCUGGAUGAUAUUAAUUUAGAUAAAGGAUAUUCGCCUUCCAACGCAUACUGCCGAUCUAAAUUAGCAAACGUAUACUUUGCUGUCGAAUUAGCCCGCAGAUUGGAGGGUACCGGAGUCAACGUUUACUCGCUUCACCCAGGCGUAAUUAAUACAGAACUAGGUCGCCACAUAGAAGAAUCCCAUCCUUGGUUGUCAGCUAUACUUUUGCCCAUUGCUAGAUUAUUCAUCAAAACACCCAUUCAAGGCGCCCAAACCACAUUAUAUUGUUCGCUAGAUGAAAAAUGCGCCAACGAAACUGGCCUUUAUUACGCAGAAUGCGCCGUGAAAAAAGCACAUCUCAGGUCAAAAGCUGACGAAAAAGCUAAACAAUUAUGGGACGAGAGUAUCAAACUUGUCAACUUGCAGGAUUAUAACCCAUUUCCGAGUACAUCGACCUAAAAAGAUCGAAAUAUAUGCGAAUACUCUGCUGUGUAAUCUAUGUAUUAUUUAAAAAUUACGUUUUACCAUUUAAAUAAUGUAAUUUUUUUUUACUCAUUAUUCUAUUUAGCGUCUUUUUCUUCUUCUUUUGUGUGUGUGUGAUAAAUAUACUUAUAGUUGAAUAAGAGUUGAAAAUGCUGUACACAACAUUUCAUUUGUGAAAGAUACUCGUAUAAGUGCACAAAAUAUGUAAUUUUUGUGUUCAUUUUGCUAUUCAUUGUUUAAAAAAAAUACAAUAAAAAAUUCAGGAAUGUGUAAAUAAUGCAAAA
Planococcus citri (citrus mealybug) is the source of this 1632-nucleotide messenger RNA. RefSeq names its product retinol dehydrogenase 13-like. Lineage: Eukaryota; Metazoa; Arthropoda; Insecta; Hemiptera; Pseudococcidae. The record is from RefSeq and is a predicted model, not a curated record. Bases 383 to 1324 code for a protein of 313 amino acids. The transcript is spliced from 8 exons.